Messenger RNA from Hemibagrus wyckioides, 1809 nucleotides. It is a transcript of the gene slc2a11l, whose product is annotated as solute carrier family 2 member 11, like. Gene Ontology annotation, molecular function: hexose transmembrane transporter activity. Lineage: Eukaryota; Metazoa; Chordata; Actinopteri; Siluriformes; Bagridae. Gene Ontology annotation, cellular component: membrane. The coding region runs from base 95 to 1606 and encodes 503 amino acids. The transcript is spliced from 12 exons. Gene Ontology annotation, biological process: monosaccharide transmembrane transport. The record is from RefSeq and is a predicted model, not a curated record.
UGAGGAGUUACAUUUUAACAAAGCCAGUUAGACAUUCCCUGGUGUGCUGUGUCAGAAUUCUCUCAGCAUUCACAGAUGAAACCUACGCAGUGCCAUGACGAACGCUGUAAUAUCUCUGCUGAAGAGCCCUGUGCUUGUUGCAGUCAUUUUGGUCACAGGGAUUGGGGGGACGUUCCAAUAUGGCUUCCACAUUUCUGUCCUCACUGCGCCGUCAGCCUACAUUAAAGAGCUGGUGAACAGCACAUGCGUGCAGAGAUAUGGCCUCUCUCUGGAGCACUGGCAGCUCUCGCUUAUCUGGUCCUUCAUCGUCUCCAUGUACUGCAUCGGGGGUCUGCUGGGCUCCCUGUGUGCUGGGCACAUCGCUUUCACCUAUGGCAGGAAGAUAUGCCUCAUGCUGAACAACGUGGUGGCCAUCUGCGGAGCCGUGCUGAUGGUGCUGAGCAAAACGGCACACUCCUUCGAGAUGAUCAUGGCGGGACGCUUCAUCUACGGCAUCAACGCAGGUGUGAGUCUGUCAGUCCACACCAUGUAUAUCCUGGACUGUGCCCCCAAAAAUUUAAGAGGGAUGGUCGGUGCUUCUGUGGGCAGUUUUGUUGCACUGGGGAAGUUUUUCGGCCAGUUGCUUGGCAUCAGUGAGAUAUUGGGAACAGAAGCUUUGUGGCCUUUCUUGCUGGCCUUCAGUGCCUUGACUGGUCUUCUGCAGCUUGUCUGUUUUUACUUCCUGCCUGAGUCUCCACGUUUCCUGCUCUUAAACCGGGGAGACAAAUCUGCCUGUGAGAAGGCUCUGCGGCAGCUGAGAGGUUCUCAUGCUGACUUCACAUCAGAAGUGGAGGAGAUGCUGGAGGAGUGUGUGGCCCUGCAGAGUGUGAGGAACCACAGCGUGCUGGAGCUCCUGCUCGCCCGCUCCAUCCGCUGGCAGCUAUACACCAUCUUAAUUACCUUCAUCACACUGCAGCUGUGUGGCAUCAAUGCUGUUUAUCUCUACGCCUCUGACGUGUUCCGCGCUGCAGGAAUCCCAGCACACAACUUGCGCUAUGUGACUCUGGGGACGGGGUUGUGUGAAUUCUCCACUGCAGUCGUCUGUGGGCUGGUGGUUGAGCACACAGGGAAGAAGUUAUUGAUGGUUCGGGGUUACAUGAGCAUGUCUGUUACACUGCUCCUUCUCACACUCACGCUGUACCUGCAGGUGCACGUGUCCUGGAUGCCGUACUGCAGCAUGGUGCUCAUCUUCGUCUUCAUCAUCUCCUUCUGCAGCGGACCAUCUUGUAUAACAGCAACCCUGCCUGGAGAGCUUUUCACCCAGUCCUUUCAGUCACCAGCCUUCACUGUGGCCUGCACUCUCAACUGGAUGGGGCUGUUCUUUGUGGGAAUGGUGUUUCCUUUAAUAGUGGAGCAUCUAGACUAUUUCUGCUUCCUCAUCUUCUUCGUCUUCUGCUUCGCCAACGCUGUGUUCUUUUGGUACAACGUACCCGAGACGAGGAACAAAUCCGCACUGGAGAUCACUGCUGAGUUCGAGAGGAUGCACAGCAAAGCGAAACACUCAGAGACCAAACUCAAAGCUCUGCAAGAUGCAAACACACAGAAUGGAAAAUGCACCAGACUCUGAUUCCACAACCUGUUAAACCUACAGCAUGUAAAACAUUGUAUGCUCAAAGUGUGUUUCUCAUUCACACAUUCAUCCACUUAUUCAUCCACUCAUUCAUUCAGUCAUCAACUCACACUUAUUCAUCCACUCAUUCAUUCAGUCAUCAACUCACACUUAUUCAUCCACUCAUUCAUUCAGUCAUCAACUCACACACUUAUUCAUCC